Molecule: messenger RNA, 1035 nt
Organism: Protopolystoma xenopodis
Lineage: Eukaryota; Metazoa; Platyhelminthes; Monogenea; Polystomatidea; Polystomatidae
Source: the annotation of a GenBank genome assembly
AUGUCUUCAUCCAUUAUAAGAAGCACGUUCGAUAAAACAGAGGACAGAUAUACGUCAAAUCGCCAACUUAAAAGGGCGCCCGAACAGUAUUGUAAUCGCUCAAGUGCUGGAAACUCUGCAGUUGGGAGCCCUGAAAACAGUUUAUCUCAGGGCCACAGAGUGCUCAGUGCAGAACAUCUUUAUAAAAAUUAUGCAAUUACUGAUAAAAAUUCUUCGUUAAAUCCUGGACCUUUGAAUGGACCCUUUAUAACUGCUCCUGUGAUACCUGCUUUUCUCAGCAAUGGUUCAAAUAAAUCGCUCACUGUUUGUUUGACCAAUCCUGCAGGAGUCCAAAUGACUUCUCUUGUUGCUGAAGAUGAUAAGUUGACUGAUAUUCCCCUUUAUCCAAGUCAUAUCCAAAUGAAUUCUGUCCAGCAAGGACCGCAUCUCGCUCUGCUUUCUCCUUGCCAGGAUAGAAAGGCAAUUUCGACCGUUAAGCUUGCUUCACAUAAUGAAGUAGAUAAAGCCACAGACAUCCCCACCAAUGAAUAUUCUUAUAAUUAUUUAUUUCGGCAAAAAACAUCCUUACCAACCGUAGCCGAUGGUUUAUCCAGUGGCAGUGAACUAGAGUCUCCUUCACCUUCGCCUGGCUGCUCUCGUCGAGUUCACUAUACAGAUUCAGAAAAUAAGCUGACACUGAAUCUUGAUAAGAUUAGACGGCAUAAAAAUAAUCUUUUUCCACCUGGACCUAGAUUUGCUUCUGAGUGUCGAUUAGAUAGUUUACAAACUAUUAUUAAUGAUGACAACAUUCUUAUGAGUUCUGCUCUUGUCAAGGCUCUCACAGAAGAGAUACGAGACAUCAAGCGCACUCUUAAUGCCGCCAACCUUUCAUCCUGUUUGUCAAGUUUUCCUGGAGAUAUAGUACCUCUCACAUUUUCUUCAUUGCCGCCACCAAGCCUCACUUCAUUCCUACGUGGGUCUGGUAGUUUGUCCCAAAUAUUUACUCCCAAUCACACUAACCGGUCUCCAAUCGAGCUUGAUCUCAAUACAAUGUGA